This is a messenger RNA of Amphiprion ocellaris (clown anemonefish), 6380 nucleotides long. RefSeq names its product sodium/myo-inositol cotransporter-like. Gene Ontology annotation, molecular function: D-glucose:sodium symporter activity. The transcript is spliced from 5 exons. Gene Ontology annotation, cellular component: plasma membrane. Gene Ontology annotation, biological process: transmembrane transport; inositol metabolic process; myo-inositol transport. Lineage: Eukaryota; Metazoa; Chordata; Actinopteri; Pomacentridae. The coding region runs from base 480 to 2657 and encodes 725 amino acids. The record is from RefSeq and is a predicted model, not a curated record.
CUCCAGCAGGUGACGGUGGGCGGAGUCAGCGGCUCCGUUAAUAGGCUCCGGGGACCCGCAACCGCCGGCAGUGCGGAUCUCCAGCCGGUGUACCGGGAAACCCUGAGCUCCACAGCCGCAGCGGGACAGAGACGGCAGGUAGCAGAUGAUGUUUUUCUGAUGAAAUUCUCUCAGCAAAAAACCACCAACAACGUCACGCCUUCCUGCCAGCUGCCAAACCACAGCCUGCAUUAAUUCCCAAAACUGAGGCGAACUACGAAAGAUCAAAAACUCAGAAGACUGCCACAAGUGCUUCUCUGAACCAGGCGAUUAUUUAACACCAUUUACACUAAUGAAUAUGCAGAUGAUUGUCUGAUUUGUUGAGUCACCUCUGUUGUUUGUCAGAUCAGAUUUAAAGAACAGUUGUGAGCUUCAGUUCUACAUGUAGUGUCAGAUAAACGGUACACAGUAACUCAGAGGUCAGUUCAGUUCUGUUAAAAAUGGCCACCGGUGCCACCAUGGAAGCGGCAGACAUCGUCGUCGUAGCCGUCUACUUCGUCCUGGUGCUGGCCGUCGGCUUCCUGGUGAUGUGGAAGGCCAACCGGAGCACGGUGAGCGGCUACUUCCUCGCCGGUCGUUCCAUGAACUGGGCGGCGGUGGGAGCCUCUCUGUUCGUCAGCAACAUCGGAAGCGAGCAUUUCAUCGGGCUGGCUGGGUCCGGUGCUGCCAGCGGGUACAGCGUGGCGGCGUGGGAGUUCAACGCUCUGCUGCUGCUCCAGCUGUUGGGCUGGGUGUUCAUCCCCAUCUACAUCCAGUCUGGAGUCUACACCAUGCCAGAGUACCUGUCCAAACGGUACGGAGGGAGGCGGCUCAAAGUGUAUUUCGCUGCUUUGUCUCUUGUCCUUUACAUCUUCACCAAGCUGUCUGUGGAUCUCUACGCCGGAGCCCUGUUCAUCCAGGAGUCUUUAGGCUGGAACCUCUACCUGUCCAUCAUCCUCCUCAUCGCCAUGACGGCUCUGCUGACGGUCACCGGAGGUCUGGUCGCCGUCAUCUACACGGACACGGUCCAAGCGUUCCUCAUGAUCGCCGGAGCGCUCUGCCUCACCGGCAUCAGUUUCUUCAAAGUGGGAGGAUUCGAAGGUCUGAGGAUAAAGUACAUGCAGGCUGCUCCAAACAUCACCGCCAUCCUGCUGUCUUCACCCAAUCUGACGUACUAUGAAUCAUGCCACCACCACCUCAAUCCAAAGCCAGAUGCUCUGAAGAUCCUUCGAGGGCCGAGGGAUCCAGACCUGCCAUGGCCGGGUUUCUUACUGGGCCAGACUCCUGCUUCUAUCUGGUACUGGUGUGCAGAUCAAGUGAUUGUUCAGCGAGUUUUGGCGGCGAAGAAUCUUGCUCAUGCCAAAGGAUCGACCAUCAUGGCCGGCUUCCUCAAAAUCCUGCCCAUGUUUAUCAUCGUCAUCCCAGGGAUGAUCUCCAGGAUCUUCUUUGCGGACGAGUUGGCAUGUAUCAGUCCAGAGCACUGCAUGGAGGUGUGCGGUUCUGCAGCUGGAUGCAGCAACGUGGCGUACCCGCGGCUCGUCAUGUCGGUGAUGCCCGUCGGCCUGCGCGGCCUGAUGAUGGCUGUCAUGAUCGCAGCUCUAAUGAGCGACCUGGACUCCAUCUUCAACUCGGCCAGCACCAUAUUCACACUGGACAUUUACAAGAUGCUGCGGAGGCGGGUGUCGUCCAGGGAGCUGGUGGUAGUUGGCAAACUGUUUGUCGUUUUCAUGGUGAUCGUCAGCAUCGCCUGGGUGCCGGUCAUCAUCGAGAUGCAGGGCGGCCAGAUGUUCUAUUACAUCCAAGAGGUGUCAGACUAUCUGACUCCCCCCGUAGCGGCUCUCUUCCUGCUUGGCGUCUUGUGGCCUCGCUGCAAUGAGAUGGGCGCCUUCUGGGGCGGAAUGGUGGGGUUUGCCCUCGGAGCGCUGCGUCUGGUUCUGGCGUUUGCUUACCGCGAGCCGCUUUGCAACGAGCCCGAUGAGCGGCCGUCUUUCAUCAAAGAAGUCCAUUUCAUGUAUGUGGCGGCCAUCUUGUUUUGGGUGACGGCUGUGGUGACUGUAGUCGUGAGUCUCUGCAUGCCUCCACCCGGAGACGAACAAGUCAGGACCACGACUCUGUGGGGGUUAAACAAGAGGAAGACGGAGAAGGAAGAAGCAGAGAGCUCUGCAGAAGACACUUUGAAGCCUCUAAACCACACAACACUAAAUGGAAACGGCGUCGCUGGAGAAGAAAAGCUUCAGCUGAGCAGCACUGAGGCUAAUCAUGAAAAUGCUCAGUCAAACAGUGGGAACACAAUCACAGCCAACGGCACUGAAAGCCACCGUCCAGCCCAGAAUGGCAGCUGGACACUGGUUCCUGACCCCAGAAUGGUCGAAGAAGGUGGAGUGAGGGGUGAGGAGGGGGAAGAGGAGGGCUGUUUUGGGGGAGGAGGAGUGGAGAGUGGACGCUGUAUGAAGCUUUUAGAGUGGUUUUGUGGCUUCCAGGAGAAACCAUCCAAAGCUCAGGUCAUCACAGCUCAGGAGAAGGACAAGAUCGUGGAUGAGCUCCUCCAUGAACCUCCGGCAGCCAGAAUCAUCCUCAACAUCGGACUGGUGGUGGUUUGCUCCGUCGGGAUCUUUCUCUUUGUCUAUUUCUCCUUGUAAGUUCCAUUAAAUCCAAGCAGUGGGACACGUUUGGACAUAAUUUACAAGCAGGAGUGGUCUGCAGGCAAGCUGUCCUUAAGUCUCCUCUUUGUUUUUUGUUUUUUUGAAAUAACCUGGUCUGUUCUUUUACCUGACUGGUUCCCUCUAAAGUUACACAAGAAAACAAGUCUACCGUGAGGUCAACCAUUGUACUGACGCCCUAUACCACAUGUUUUUCAGUCCUCACAGCUGAUUACCAUCUGAUUAAUUAUGAUAAACCCCCAAACAAUUACUCAGACUACUACUUGUAACAAAAGAAAAGACUGAUAAAACUUCAGAAAAUUAGGAAAUUGUGUGAAUAUACUUUGAAAACAACACAAAAAUAUGGCUCAAAUACUUGUCUUUUUUUUUUUUUUAAAAAGGGUUUCCAUGUGUCAAAUAAACGGUUGUGCUGCUUCUUACUUGGAUCUAAAACCUUGUGUCAGAAUUCUGUAGUUUGACUCAGAAAGCCCGUCAUGGGAACAGGUUCAGGUCCUUCUAAACAGGAAAAAUGAGCGUGUUGUUUUAUAUGGUGAGAUGUAUUUUAAGCUGCAUAUGGUGAUAAUGGCUAGGCAUGCUACAAAAUGACUAGCUUCUGUGCAAUAAAUUCUAUAAAUAUGAUUAAUAACUCACUGUUUUGGACAGUGUUUCCCAGAAGACGAGUGAAAAAAGUCAGGAAACCAACCUUGAAACAUCACAAAAACGGUUUUACAUUAGGUGAGGUGGUGUGUCAAUAAAAGCACAAGUACAGUGAAAAUACACAGAAUUAGUUAACUGUGAAUGAGACAAAGCUUAACCCUCCGAACUCCAUGUCGUUUCUGGCCGUUUUUCCUCACUGUGGGUUCAUUUUUCACUUCAAAUUAUAUAGUCCUGCAGUUCUACGGAAGCAGAACAACCAGGACUGGAAGCUGAAAGAACUGAAGAAGUGUCUUCUGAGCAUAUCAACACAUUUAUAUCAUAAAAGUAAAAAAAAAAAGUUGAAUUUAUUUAUUUUUCUAAAUUUCAAAAAUCCUGGAAUCAGCAUAGUGUCCACAGGUGUUAGCAACGCUGCCAGAUAUUUUACAUUUACAUUUUUAAUUAGUUUUUGUCUCCUUCUGUAGCUGUUCUGUUGAAACACUGCCUGCAGUUCAACCAAAAAGGCCUCUGAAUUUUGGUCACCAGACAGUUGAUUUUUUGUUUUUUCACAGUAUUUAGUUAACGCACACGGAUUAUUUUUUGGAGAAUUUUAAAGAGAGACGUGAGUUUUGUAUCAGUUUUUAGCUCUAAUAAAUGAUGUAAUUUUGGCUUCUUUUUAUUUAUUUUUUUUAAAGGCACAAUGUGGUUCAGAGGGUUAAAAUAUCCACCAAAGAAGCUACCAAUACUGACAGAUAAAAAUGUAAAAUAGAAGCAAAAAUAUUCACCCGCAAAUUGGAAAAACACUCAGGAAACCUUGAACACCUGACCAUCCAUUAUCUGCAAUAAACAAUAAACAUUUAACCAUAGUAUCGCUUUGUGUUAAUAAUCCACAUUUCAGAAAUGCAGCCUGUGACCAAAACAUGCACUUAUUAAACUGACACAGUGACUUUGAUAUGGAGUAAUUCUACAUUGGCCUGCAAUGGUUCAGACUAAAUAGUUUGAGGUUUCUUUGAACAGUGUUCAUGCUCUGAUUUCCCACUUCUGUCCAGAGCAGACAUAAAAUGUAAUUUAGGCUAUUUAAGUAGCCAAAAUUGCAUUUUAAUUCAAACAAACAUGUUCACUCCACAUUGUGUAAAUUAGUGGGAAAUGCACUUUAGAGGGUUUAUGUGUAAACUGUGUUGUAGUCACUGCACACAUCGUUUUGCUGUGGGUUGUGUACAUACUCCAGGUACUGUAUAACUAUGCAAUGCCACUGUGUAAAACCAUGAACAUGAAAUAAUUCUGGCAAAUCAUCGUGUAAAACACAAUGCUGCUGCUUGACGCUGUUUCAGGGAGUGAUCAGAACAAUCUGCUUUAUUGAUCUGUUUUUGUACAAGAACAAAUUUCAGUAUUCUGAAUUUAAUAGCUCUAACUUGGUGAACUGUGUAUAGAAGUGGAAAUGCACGGCUCAAAGUGCACUGGCAAAUCUAAGCACUAAUUUAGUUCAGUUUUGUUAAUUUGUCAUCAUAUUGUUUUAUCUAACCGUCCAUUAGGGGCUGGUAAUUGGUAAUUAUUUGCAAUUAUUUAAAGUUUUAGCAGCUAGCAUAGUUUCAUAAAUGAAAAACCGUUGCCCCUGCAGAGCUAACGCUAAUCUUGUUGAAUAUAUUUUCUGCAACAUUUUGCUGUUUUGUGGUGGAGAUAAGAGAAAUGACACUGAAUGUAAGAUGUAAACAAAACAUUUUGAGUUUGUAAUGGAUACAUGCUAGAACGUUAGCAGGUAACCACAAUGAUUGAUGCUAACUUGCAAUGAGAGUGUAGUUAGCAUGUAACAUUCAUGUUAACAUGUUAGCAUGUGUGUUACAUGUUAAUGUGACGUGUUAAUGUAACAAAUCUUUUGUGCACAUUUCAUGCUAACAUGUUAGCAUGCUAGUUGCAUGUUGAAGUGACAUGUUAAUGUAACAAAUCUUUUGUGUACAUUUCAUGCUAACAUGUUAGCAUGUCAGUUACAUGUUAAAAUGACAUGUUAAUGUAACAAAUCUUUUGUGUACAUUUCAUGCUAACAUGUUAGCAUGUCAGUUACAUGUUAAAAUGACAUGUUUAUGUAACAAAUCUUUUGUGUACAUUUCAUGCUAAUGUGUUAGAGUGCUAGUUGCAUGUUGAAGUGACAUGUUUAUGUAACAAAUCUUUUGUGUACAUUUCAUGCUAACAUGUACCUGACAGUCAGUUACAUGUUAGCAUGAAACCUCAGUCACAGUAAAUGGUUUAAAAUAUUAGCAAAAGUACUGGGGUAUGGACCUUUUUUAUGCUCAUUUAGAUAUAAUAUAUAAAAUAUUCUUCCUGUAUUUUCACAUACAGUAGGACAUAUACAUUAAUUCCACGUUCAGACAUGUUCGGUCAUUUCAGCAGACUAGAAAGUUUAUCUGUGACUUUCUUUUGUUGCUAUGAUGACAUAUCUUUGAAUUUUUCCCAAUGGGGACGUGUUCAUGAAAUUCAUAGUGAAUGUGAAUUAAAUUGAAUUUUACUGUGAUUAUACUUUUUCAUUUUGAUGGAAAUGUGUAAAUGAUCCUGUGUUUAACUUUUUCUUCUCAGUCUUUUAUACUUUAUCUGAAAGGGUUGUCGUUUUCAACGUAUACGUUUGAUAGAAGAAACCGAGGAAUGCAGCAUUUAAAUGUUUUCAAGUAUGACUUGGGGAAAAUACGCAUUUAUGGAUUUUUUUAUGUUAUUUUCUACACUUAUAGAGCUCAGAGGGUGUCUUCCAGUCUAAUGAUUAUAUUUUUUAUCUUACUGUGUUGUUUUGUAAGAAAUUAUGUAAAACCUAAUUACAGAUAUAAAGGGAAGGACUUAAGCUCCACACUCUUCCCUCCUCUACUUGAUUAAUCCAGGCAGUGUAAUUGCAUAACCAUAUUUUUGCAUAGCUUUAAUGUUUGAUUUUUAUAUUUUGUCAAAUGUGUGAUAUGCGAGACAAACUUUAACUCCAGCCAAAUUCACUGACUGGUAUUUAUGACAAUGAGCAAAGGUGCUGGUUCUAAGUUGUUCCCCACAUCUGAGACCUCAGCUGUCAAAGGUUUUUAUGAACUGUAUUGCACAAUAAAAAAUUAGGACGUUCCUACA